Molecule: messenger RNA, 3169 nt
Organism: Coccidioides posadasii C735 delta SOWgp
Lineage: Eukaryota; Fungi; Ascomycota; Eurotiomycetes; Onygenales; Onygenaceae
Gene: SYF1
Product: pre-mRNA-splicing factor syf1
Biological process (GO): mRNA splicing, via spliceosome; generation of catalytic spliceosome for first transesterification step
Cellular component (GO): Prp19 complex; U2-type catalytic step 2 spliceosome; post-mRNA release spliceosomal complex
Molecular function (GO): protein binding
Source: RefSeq, a predicted model, not a curated record
CAAUCACCGUUGACUACAGGUCUUACAUUUCAGGAGCACAGUGGCGACCUCACAUAGGUCCCACUCUCGCGAGUGGUGAAAUGCCGGGGACCGUUUUGAACGCCAGAGCUUCGCAGCAGCGCGCAGAAGUCGACAAGAUGGAUUCAGCUCGGUCUGAUCUCUAUUUGAUUUCCAGCGAGGAUGCGGUGUAUGAGCAGGAUAUCCUGCGCGAUCCGGCCAGCAUUAAACCCUGGCUCUCAUAUAUCGAGUUCAAGCAGCAGAAUGGAACAGCGUACGAACAGGCGUUUGUCAUGGAGCGGGCUUGCAAGCAUCUCCCGAGGUCAUACAAACUGUGGAAGAUGUAUCUCGAGUUCCGAAUCAAACAUCUCCGGGGGCGAAACCCGGCGGUUCAUCGAAUAGAGUAUCUCAAGGUCAAUGCUCUCUUUGAACGGGCCGUCAUUCUUCUCAAUAAAAUGCCACGGAUUUGGGAAAUGUACCUCGCAUUCUUGCUAGAGCAGCCGUUGGUUACGCAAACUCGGCGAACGUUUGACCGUGCCCUUCGCGCUUUACCAAUCACCCAGCAUAAUCGAAUAUGGAAACUGUACAAGUCCUUCGCGGUCUCUGCUUCCGGUGACACGGCCGUCAAAAUAUGGGAUCGUUACAUGCAAAUACACCCCGAGAAUGCUGAGGAAUACAUCGAUAUCUUGGUGGAGAUGAAACAAUAUACUGAUGCCGUGAGACGAUAUAUUGAGGUCUUAGACGAUCCAAGAUUUCAGUCCAAAAAGGGCAAAAGCCAUUUCGAACUCUGGACAGAAAUGGUAGAGCUCCUUGUCAAUCACGCCAAGGAAAUCGAAACAGGCCCGCAGUCGGGAAUUGACGUGGCGGCAAUCAUUCACAGCGGCAUUGACAGAUUUCCCGACCAGAGAGGUAAACUCUGGGUUGGUCUAGCGACAUAUUGGAUCACUCGCGGCAAUUUCGAAAAAGCCCGGGAUGUUUUCGAAGAGGGUGUCACAACCGUUAUGACGGUCCGUGACUUUACAAUGAUAUUUGAUUCCUACGUUGAGUUUGAAGAAUCUAUCAUUAGCGCCUUGAUGGAAACAGCCGCCGUUCGUUUGGAUGAAGGGAAGGCCGAUGAGAAUGCUGACUUCGACCUUGACCUUCGUAUGAUGAGAUUCGAGCAACUGAUGGAUCGCCGACCCUUCUUGGUUAACGACGUCCUUUUGAGACAAAACCCCAACAACGUCGUAGAGUGGAACAAACGAGUGGCUUUGUGGGGCGAUAACAAAGAAGAAGUUGUCCGCACUUAUGGGGCUGCUAUUGCUGCAAUCAACCCCAAAAAGGCUCACGGAAAAUUCCACGAACUCUGGGUUAAUUUCGCUAAGUUUUACGAGAAAGGUGGAGAUCUCGCUACCGCAAGGAUAAUUUUCGACAAAGCAGUCAAGGUGCCUUUCAAGUCCGUCGAAGAGUUAGCUGAGAUCUGGUGCGAGUGGGCAGAAAUGGAGCUGCGGAACGAGAAUUUCGAUCAAGCUGUGAACAUUAUGGCCAAAGCUACUCUCUCAUCUAAGCGUUCUACCGUCGACUACUUUGACGAUAAGCUGACUCCUCAACAACGCAUACAUAAGAGCUGGAAGGUGUGGAGUUUCUAUGUUGAUUUGGUGGAGAGUGUUGGGAACCUUGAUGAAACGAAGAAUGUAUAUGAAAGGAUCUUCGAGCUUCGGAUUGCAACUCCCCAGACAGUCGUCAAUUAUGCCAAUCUCCUGGAGGAGAAUAAGUAUUUUGAAGAAGCCUUCAAGAUCUAUGAGCGAGGUCUUGAUCUCUUCAGCUAUCCAGUUGCUUUCGAGCUGUGGAACCUCUAUUUGACCAAAGCCGUUGACCGGAAAAUCAGCAUUGAACGAUUACGGGAUCUGUUUGAACAAGCCGUGGAUGGAUGCCCACCUAAGUACGCUAAGACUCUUUACUUAAUGUACGGCAAUCUGGAGGAAGAGCGAGGCCUCGCACGUCAUGCAAUGCGGAUCUACGAGCGCGCGACUCGCGCAGUAUCGGAUAAGGACAGAUUUGAAAUGUUCAACUUCUACAUCACCAAAUCAGCAUCCAAUUUUGGCUUAACGUCGACUAGGCCUAUUUAUGAACGCGCCAUUGCCGCGUUACCCGAUAAUGAAGCGAAGGAAAUGUGUCUGAAAUUUGCAGAAAUGGAGCGCAGGCUGGGUGAGAUCGAUCGAGCUCGCGCAAUAUAUGGGCAUGCCUCUCAAUUUUGUGAUCCUCGGACCAACGCCGGUUUCUGGCAAAAAUGGGAGGCAUUUGAAGUUCAGCAUGGCAACGAAGACACAUUCAAAGAAAUGCUACGUAUUAAACGAAGUGUCCAAGUUCAGUACAAUACGGAUGUCAACUUCAUUGCAUCCCAGGCGAUCGCCCGGAGCAAGCAACUUGCAAAAGAAGCAGCUGACGUCGCAGCCGCUGAAGAACCCGAGGAGCGUGCGCACGCCAUGGCAGCUUUAGAGCGCCACGCCAAAGCUCCAGCCGGCUUUGUUCCCGCAAGCACUGGCCCUGAAGGAGGUAACCGCCCAGUUACAGAAAGAGAUCAAGCACCAGCAACCAAUCCCGAUGCUAUUGAUCUCGACGAAGAUAUGGCUGCGGAGGAACCUCAAGAAGCCAGUUCAUGAACAGCCCCACGCCACUCAAUGCAUUAUCUUUGAUAACGCUUAACCGCUCUAUUGAAUUUCCACGAUACCAUAUGUCGCACAAAUUGCUCGGCAUUUACAUUUCCAUUUUCAUUUCUUGGUAUCUUGAAUUGAUUCGAUGUUAUCAGCUCAAACAACUUUUCUUCUUCAUAUUCAGUGAAGGAAUUCUCUAUCGUUCUCUACCUUUCUUAUGAGUAUAUUUAUUUCCUCACUCCUUAGGUCUACUUUUCUUAUGUUUUCGAUUCUGCGGAUAGCUGGGGAAAUGGAUUUAGGCGUGGCUUAUCAGCGAUACGGUGUUCAACGGCGCGAGAAGGUAGACGGGCGUGCUGUCCUUGUGUACACCUACUCACAUAUCAAACAACCUUCCCCUUGGAGAUAUGCAUGAUUCUUCAUUAUCUUUUUAUAAUCAGGAGAAUCUACUGCAUAUUGUUCUAUGACAUCUACUAGCCUCUCUAGAGUGCUAUCACUGUUAUUCUGUAGCUCUUGUAUCAUUUAAGUGUGGGCGGUGUUGU